Fraxinus pennsylvanica is the source of this 1047-nucleotide messenger RNA. The record is from the annotation of a GenBank genome assembly. NCBI's taxonomy places the organism in Eukaryota, Viridiplantae, Streptophyta, Magnoliopsida, Lamiales, Oleaceae.
AUGAAAAGUCGGGACGAUUCACAAAUUAUCACAAUUCCUACACCGAGGUGCCUACCAUCACUUGUCAGAGAGUUCAAAGACCGUCGAACUGGCAUCAUCAAAGCUCUCACCACCGGAAUAGGGCCCCUCCGUCUCUAUGGACUUCGUAAUGGAACAUGGGAAGUCAAGCCGCCUGUUGGGCGGGCACCUCCUGAGUUUCCUGAGCCAGUCUUGGGUAUAAAUCUCCUUAGAGAUCAGAGACAAGAAAAGGAUUGGUUAUCAUAUAUUGCAGUUUGCAGUGACGCAUGGCUUGUAUCUAUUGUACUCUACUCCGCUGUAUACUGUGGACAUAAAAAGGAAUCAAGGGAAACACUAUUCGAUGAUAUCAAUGAUCUUCCAACGGUACUUGAAGUAGUAACCGAAGCUAUUCAGGCAAAGGAACUGGCUGCUGCUGAUAACAAUCGGAGAUUUAGCCAGAGAAUAGAUGAAAUAUUACAAGAGGAACCAAUUGUAAUGGGGAAUGAAAUAAUUCCAUACGUUCAAGUUCAAUCUCCGAAUCCAAUAAUAGUGGAGGAUGAAAUAUUUGAACAGGAGGAUCCAAUAAUAAUGGGGAAUGAAAUAAUUCCAUAUGAUCAAAUUCAACCUCCAAAUCCAGUAAUAAUGGUGGCUGAAAUAACUCAACAGGUUCAGGUUGAAUAUGAGGAUCCUGAUCAUUGGAGAAUCAAGAAAGUGUUGAAAAAAAGUGAUGUAGAUUGUUCCUCGAGACUCUUGAUCGGAAGAAACCCAGUGUUGACACAUAUUGCACCUUUCUUUACAAACGAUCCAUCUGAAUUUUGCCAGAAUAAUGAGGGACUAAGGGUCAGAGUUUUUGAUGUCAACACGAGUACAGAGCACAUGCUGAUGCUUAAAAAAUGGAAGACUAACAGUUUUGUACUGUUGGGUAAAUGGAAGACAAACUUUGUGAACAGGAGGAAACUCGAGGAGAACGAUGAGGUGGGGCUUAGAUGGGAUGUUAACUCUUCAAGAUUGGAAUUUGCUGUGCUUAGAAGGCACCAGCAUGAGGAAUGA